UAAAAAUACGGAUCUUGAAUAGUUACCAUGGUUUUGAUAAUCAAUAAUUUCCUCAUGUCAGUAGUAUUUUUAUAUCUACAGUUUAUUUACUGUCAAACGAACAAUCGAAAAAUUUAGUUAACACAAAUCUUUUACAAUGGGUAAGAAAAAAGGUAAAGGUAAAAAGGAGAAGAAGGAGACCAAUUUGGGAUUGUCAGAAGUGGAUAAAACCUUUUAUGAGUUGACCAUCACUGACCUGAACAGAAAACUAGCACGACUUAGGACACAAGCUCAGGAGUUGGAAGAGAAAAACGAAGAGUUAUUACAACAGCUACAAAAAAGUAAGGAAGACGGCGACGACAUCAUUAUAUAUUUGAAGCGGAUGCUCCAAGAGAAAAACGAUGAAAUCGCCGAGUUGCGAGAAAGUUACCAAGGACUGGAAGAAACUCACGUCAAAGAGACUAAGGAGUUUCUCCAGAAAAUAGCGGACAUGGAAGAAGAAUACAAAGAAAUGCACGAAAUGCUCAAUUCCGAAAUAAAAUUGCUCGAAGGCAAACUAAACGCCCUAGAAGAAUUCAGAAUACAGAGGGACGAACUGAUGAAGAAAUACGAAAAACAAGAAAGAGAUAUGGAAGAGCAAGAACUCCGUCACAAAAGAGAAUUGUACGAAGUAGAGCGAAAAUUCAUAGUAAGCAAGAAUCUUCUAAUGAGAGAGAUGGAGGAGAGGUUGCGAAAACUCUCAACGGAAUUUCAAAACACAACCGAAACCCGAAUAGCUGCCACCACACAUAGGAUGAUCCGCGAAAACAUCGCAAUCAAUAACGAACUUGACGUUAUGCUAGAAACGCAUCAGCGUUUAACAGACGAAAAUCUCAAACAUAAACAGAAUAGUACAAAAGCGAAGAAUGCUGCCGAACUAUUAGAACAAGAAAAACGUAUAGUGCUCGCUCAAUCAAGGGUACAUCGUAAAACGAUAGAACGGCUCACCAAAGAGCACGAAGAAAUGUCGGCAACGCUCAAAAAGAACAUCCUGAAUCAGAAACUCUUCGACGAAACCAAACAGAAACUGGAAAUCUUGAACGAAGAAAACAAGCUGAUGCACAAAAACCUUCUGCUGAUGGAGCAAAACCUUCACGCCAGCAGAUGCGAAAACAACGAACUCAAAACCGAAGUACAAUAUGCCAAAAGUAAAAUGGUCCUUUCCGAACUCACUAAAAGUAGAGCGGUACUGGCCAUUAAGGAUUUUCUUCAAAUCCAAGCGGCACCUGGAGAAGACGAGGCUUUGAAGAUCGCCAAGCGACAAGAUCUACUCAACACGCUCCUUAGUCUGUUAUCAGAAGAAUUGGUGGUCAAGCGGGACUCUCUGGAAAGCAUUUGCGACGCAAAGGCACUUGGUAAAAGUGUCUAUGCCAAAGGCGAUCUCGGUUUUGUACCAAGACUGGUACCACGGCCAAAAUCCAAAUUCCCUGUUAAAAAAACCGUCGCUACGCGUAUAGGACCGAGCUUAGAAGCUUUGAAAGCUAAAGCGCCCAAGACGGUAACCAAGAAGGCCGAAGAAGGCAUGGCCGUUGAGGAGGAAGAAGUUGUCGUGGAAAGUACAAUUGCGUCCAGUAAGACGAUGAUCUUAGAGGAGGAGGAGGAAGAAGAGGAGACAUUCUAUACGAGUGAAUCGACCGAGAGGGCAGCCGAAGAGUCUGAAGAAGAACCUCCACCGCCUCCUCCAGCAGUCGAUGAAGCUGCAGAAGCUGCCAAAGAAACACCUUCAGCGACCAAGGAAACACCUUCAGCACAGACUACAACGGCUCCUGCCGACGAACAAGAGCAUAUUGGGGAAGAAGAAGAAACUGAAGAAGGAGUGUCAGUCGAAGUCACACAAGAGGGCGAUACUGCGAGUCCUGAAGAGACUGCUGAAGAAAAAGUGCCAGAAACCGAACCCGAACAAUAAAAAUACUUAUUUCUUUAUAUUCUAAUGCAUAUUUUUCUUUCGGAUCUAAUAAAAUUGUCCGCCAUUAAAGGACCUUUCCAACUAUUCAUAAAAAAUAAACGUUAGAUAUUUAGGGGUGCUAUUAAGUGCUAUCCGUGAUCAAAUGCCUUGUAGUAUUACCUAACAGUAGACGACCUAAUUAUAGUGUGUACGGUUAGCAAAUUCCAUGGUACAUUUAAAUUGUUGAAGGGCCCAGCUGUACAGA
Messenger RNA from Agrilus planipennis (emerald ash borer), 2168 nucleotides. RefSeq names its product cilia- and flagella-associated protein 157. Gene Ontology annotation, molecular function: microtubule binding. Bases 137 to 1924 code for a protein of 595 amino acids. The transcript has a single exon. The record is from RefSeq and is a predicted model, not a curated record. Gene Ontology annotation, cellular component: ciliary basal body; cilium. Lineage: Eukaryota; Metazoa; Arthropoda; Insecta; Coleoptera; Buprestidae.